CGUUGCUCCACAUUGAUUGGUCGUAGAGAAAAUAUGGCGCCGUCCGCGUAAUUGUGAAAACAUCAUGAAAAAAACUUAAAUCUGGUGUUUCACAGGGCAGAGUGUGUUUGACGCUUUCAUAUUUCACAACGUCUACAACAUGCCUGCCUUCCGGCAAGUGGGAGAGAAGCAGCUUCCUAACCCAGUGCUGUGUAUGGCAUGGUCCCCCAAAAGGGAUCUUAUUGCUCUGGCCAACACGACUGGAGAGUUGCUGCUACACCGCUUGAAUAGUUUCCAGCGAGUUUGGAGCUUACCACCCAGUGAGUACACUGGGAAGGAGAUCACUGCACUUGCCUGGCGACCUGAUGGCAAAAUACUGGCCUUCAGCCUCGGAGACACCAAGCAGGUGGUCCUGUGUGGUGUUGAGAAAGCAGAGAUCCUCCACGUGUUUCCAAUGCAGAACCCUGUGACCUGCAUGCACUGGAUGGAGGUGGUGGAGGAGAGCAGUGCCCUCAGCUCCUUCUAUAACUCAGAGGAUGAAUCCAAACUUUUUCUUCCCAAAUUACCAACACUCCCCAAGAGCUAUAGCACGACUUCAAAGAUCUUUAGUGAGGAAAAGUCUGAUGAGAUAAUGAAUCUGCUGGGAGAAGUCAGGCUGAACAUACUUGUUCUUGGAGGAGAUGCUGGCUUUGUGGAGCUUUAUGCCUACGGGAUGUACAAGAUUGCUACUUUAACAGGGCCCUGAACUACAAGCUCUUCUGAUGAACCAGCUGACCGUCAAGGGCCUGAAGAAGCUCGGCCAGUCCAUUGAGUCCUCUUACUCCAGCAUCCAGAAGCUGGUGAUCAGCCACCUGCAGAGCGGCUCGGAGGCUCUGUUGUAUCACCUCAGUGAGGUGAAAGGCAUGUCCCUUUGGAAGCAGAAGUUUGAGCCCCUCGGUCUGGAUUCAGCAGCUAUAGAAGGUGCUAUCACCGCUGUGGGUUCAUUCUCUCUGAAAGCCAAUGAACUUCUGCAGGUGAUUGACAAGAGUAUGAAAAACUUUAAGGCCUUUUUUCGGUGGUUGUAUGUCGCUAUGCUAAGAAUGUGUGAGGAGCAUAUACCACCAGAGCUCAACAAGAUGACUCAGAAGGACAUUGCCUUUGUUGCUGACUUCCUGUCUGAGCAUUUCAGUGAGAAUGAAGAACUCUUUGAUCGUAAAGGGAAGUACUUCAACGUAGAACGAGUUGGUCAGUACCUGAAGGACGAAGAUGAGGACCUUGUGUCUCCGCCCAACACAAAAGGAAAUCAGUGGCUGACAUUUUUACAGGAGAGCACGCACCUGAAGGAGAGCCCUUUGCUGUUUCCUUCUUAUCCCCGAAAGUCGUUGCACUUCGUCAAGAGGAUGAUGGAGAAUGUGAUUGAGCAGUGUCUCCAGAAACCUGCUGAAGUGAUUGGGAAGUCUGUAAAACAGGCAGUCUUUUUGCCCCUGUACACCGUGCCAGAGAGCUCUGAAAACACUCCACGACUUUUUGAACUUCCAUCUUUAUGGAAUGACAAGAAAGCCCAAAUGCACUAUGUUUUGUUCUGUAUGCCAGAGAUUUCACCCUGCAAGCUCUACCUAUUGCGCAAAGGAACAGACCCAAACAGACAUAUCCCUAACAGCGUAAUGUCCAUUGACCUCAGCCACCAUCUUGACAAUGCAGAGGAUGAUAACGCUGCAGCCCAGUCUAAUUAUGUAUAUAGCUGCCUGGAUGCUCGUUUCUAUGACGAUGAAAUGCUAACUGUGGUCUUGCAAGGAUCAGAAGAAGAGAACAGGAGGCGUGUCCUGGCUCAGGUUCCUCUUGCUUCCACCCUGAGCUGUGAGACAGAAUUCAACUGGGAGCCCAACCUGAGGUUGGACCAGCAGAGCAGUGCCAUCCCGUGCCAAGAACUGGUGUUGGGGAAUCAGUGGCGUGAACUGGAAAGCAUGAAGGCCCAGUUUGUAGCGGUCAAUGGAAUCCGCAAAGUGGCCUGUGUGCUAAGUGCCAAUCUGAGGCACAUUCGCGUUUUUGAGAUGGAUGUAGAAGAUGAAGAUGACGAGGGAGCAGAGUCGCAGAACGCCAGCGCUGACCAGGACGGGCUGGAAACUUCUAUGACCAGCCAGGGGCAGGGAGAGGAGAGUGUGGAGGCUGAAGAUGAGGCUGGAGAGCCAAGAGGAGCAGUGUUUCAAAAAACUGAGGAGCAUCUGGAGUCAGAGGAAGCCUUGGAACUCUCUUAAAACUGACGCUCUGAAAAAUAAGACUUUGCUCAUUGCAAAAUGUUUUUUUUUUUUUUUUACAUCCUUCUGAAACAUGUUUAACAUUUCAAUAUGAAAAUAAAAAGGCUUGUGCUCAA
Molecule: messenger RNA, 2329 nt
Organism: Morone saxatilis (striped sea-bass)
Lineage: Eukaryota; Metazoa; Chordata; Actinopteri; Moronidae
Gene: anapc4
Product: anaphase promoting complex subunit 4
Biological process (GO): protein K11-linked ubiquitination; positive regulation of mitotic metaphase/anaphase transition; anaphase-promoting complex-dependent catabolic process
Cellular component (GO): anaphase-promoting complex; nuclear periphery
Molecular function (GO): protein binding
Source: RefSeq, a predicted model, not a curated record